This is a messenger RNA of Aspergillus calidoustus, 387 nucleotides long. Lineage: Eukaryota; Fungi; Ascomycota; Eurotiomycetes; Eurotiales; Aspergillaceae. The record is from the annotation of a GenBank genome assembly.
AUGUUAUCCAGCAUCAAAUCCACCGCACAAGACUCGCUUGACCCACCGCUCGGUUUUAAUGAUGUCCACUUGACCUGGCUGGACUCCCUGUACAACACGCCUUACAUGCACGAGGAGAGAUUCCAUCUUGCGUGCUACCUAGCAGGUCUUAAAUCCAUGAAAUACGCGAGGAAUAUUGUAUCACAGGCCGCACUUGAACUUGACGGCGUUAACCUUUACCUGGACGAGUUUAACCCUGCUGCCCUAACCACUAUCUUAGCUGUCAGCUAUAAUGCAGCAAGCCUUGGAGUCACACUAUAUACUACAGACAAAUAUGGCUUCCCGGAGGCUAUGAAAACCGCGAAAAGGCCAGAGUAUGGCCCGGAGCGUGCACAAGAUACUGACUAG